AUGGACCCCCCCCCCAGGUACGGCGCGGUCCCUUUAAGUGAAGCCCCGCCCACUGCCGCCAUUACCCCUUGGCCCCGCCUCCCCGCCUUCACCGUGGGCGCGGCCAUUUUGGAGGCGCUGGUCACGUGCUGCACCAUGGCCAUCGGGGAGGAGCUGCGCAGCGGCCGCUUCUGGCGGGGGGUGCUGGUGGAGCUGCUGGCGACCCUCAUCUUCGUGGGGGUGGUCCUGGGGGCUUCGGCAGCCCCGGGGCCGCUGGCACCGGCCCUGGCCGGGGGGUUGGUGGCCGGGGGACUCGUCUGCACCCUCGGGGGUCCCCAGGCCAACCCCGCGCUGACGCUGGCCCUGCUGUGCACCCGCAAGCUGAGCGCCCUGCGCGGGGCCGCGGGCGUGCUGGCCCAGUGCACGGGGGCCACGCUGGCCUCUGCUGCUGCCCGUGCAGCGCUGCAGGACGACACCGGCCUCGUCACCAGGGUGAGCGAGGUGGGGACAACAGGGACAGCGCUGGCCUGGGAGACCUUUGCCACCUUCCAGCUGGCGCUGGCCGCCUUUGCUGCCUCUGAGCACGCAGUCCUGCAGGCCGGGCUGGCCCUGGGCAGCGCUGUGGCCGCUGGUGCCCUGGCCGCAGGGCCGUUCUCGGGGGGCACAAUGAACCCUGCGCGCUCGCUGGGGCCGGCCAUCGUCACCGGGGUCUGGGAUGAUCAUUGGGUGUACUGGCUGGGGCCGGUGCUGGGCGCGGUGCUGGCCGGGCUCUCCUACGAGUUCGUCCUGGCUCCCGGAGCCUCCCGGGAGAAGCUCGGUGCCUGCCUCGCCUGCCGGGACGUAGCUCUGGUGGAGACCCCCAGCCUGUCCCCCUCCUCGGUGGCCCACGGCCCCCCACCCCCCCCGGCCGAGCAGGGCACUGCCUGAGCCGCCCCUGCUGCACCGCAGCCCCCCGAUCCUCCACCCCCUGACACCAGAUCCUCGCCGCCGCCAGCACCUUCCGUGGGGCACCCACAGGAUGGGCGGCUCCGUGCCCCCUCCCCUUUUACUGUCCUCUCCCCCGUGCGGGGAUUAAAGGUGUGGUGGGGUCGCA
Haemorhous mexicanus (house finch) is the source of this 1072-nucleotide messenger RNA. RefSeq names its product aquaporin-2-like. Lineage: Eukaryota; Metazoa; Chordata; Aves; Passeriformes; Fringillidae. Gene Ontology annotation, molecular function: water channel activity. The transcript has 6 exons. Bases 1 to 906 code for a protein of 301 amino acids. The record is from RefSeq and is a predicted model, not a curated record. Gene Ontology annotation, cellular component: plasma membrane. Gene Ontology annotation, biological process: transmembrane transport.